AUGAUUCGGACUCCAAGAUGUUUGAGAAAAAGUGCAGCUAGAGCUCGAGGAAAAUCUCGCUCAGCUGGCUCUAAUAGAUUACCUAUUUUACCACGACCGGAUAUUACUCUCGCCCGGGUUAUUCCUACGGAGAUCUUUUACGGAAAUGAGAACAGCGGCAACCUAGAAAGCGCGGACGAGACGGCAUCGUUCAAUGCUCGAUCAACCUGCUCGAUAGAAGUGCCGAUUUUAAGGCUAAAAGAUGGAGUUGUCUUGCAAUUUGAAAAUAUUUUGGAAGAGUCGUCUCGUGGAUUUUCUUCGAGCAUUCCACAGAUGUCUCGAAAUGGCGGCCCUGUAUCUCUUUUGUCCCUAUCACCAAGCUCCACCCUCUCUGCUCGUCGACUCAGCACAAGCAUCGCCCUCCACUCUCCUCCCAACGACCAGAAGAAAAUCACUCUUUGGUCGAAAGUCGGCCCUCUCGUUCGACCAAUUCCUGGCAAGAUGAAGAGAGGCCUCGCCAAUUACACAUCUGAUAUUGACAUGUCUCGCUACGAGAAUUGGCCGAUGAUUUUAAGCCCAGUAAAGAGAAUUAUCUUCACUGGAUUAGUGUUCAAAAAGAUUGGAGGCGAUAUAGUCCACGGAAUUAAACAUCUUGGAAGCUCGCUGAAGCUUUUUUGGCUGAACUCGAAGAUCGGAGUGAAAAUCGCGGUAAGAAUCAUGAAGGGCGAGCAAGUCUCGGCCAUCGAAAGGAAUCGAAUGAAACGAGCUCUGGCCGACAUAUUCUUAAUGUUCCCGUUUUCGAUUUUCGUCAUUAUUCCUGGAGCCGAGCUUCUUAUUCCGGUUUAUUUGAAGAUUUUUCCUUCAGCAAUGCCGAGUUCCUUCGAAACUCUUUCUCAAAAAGAACAGCGGACGAUUAAGCAGACCCAAGCUAGACUUGACCUAGCAUCGUUCCUACACGAGACCCUUAACGAAGUUCAAAAGAAGCAAAAAGCAGCAACCAACGCGACAAUGACCGAGUUCAUGAAGUUCACCAAAGAAGUGCGAAACGGCCACAGAUGGAUUACAAAUCAAGAUAUUCGACGAUUCGCGCCCAUUUUUCAGGAGCAUUUGACGAUCGAGCAAAUGGACAGGCAAACGCUCGAUGCAUUGUGCAAAAUUUUCAAAGCUAAUCCAGUCAAACAACGCGUUUCCGGCGCCCAUGGAGAAUUCACUCAAUCAACUCAGCUGAUCCGUCUUGUUCUCCGAAAGCGUCUGCACGAGCUGAAGUACCAGGACAUCGAAUGGUUGGAAAUCAUUCAAGACAAGAAACGCGGCAUCAAAGCGAUCCCAGUCGAAGAUCUUCAGGACCUCAACAGAGAUCGCGGAAUGAGAGCGGCGGGAUUGACUCGCGAGCGUCUGGAAAGACAGUACUUGGACUGGCUUGAGUUGGCACAUGAUCCCGUUAUUUCGGACUCGUUACUGGCCUACACUAGGAUUCUUUACAUGCCCAAGACUCUGCCCAAACUCACGACAGCGAUGGAAAAGUCGAUCGACAAAAAGAAGCCGAAAAGAAAGGAAGAAAUCAAAGUCGAAGAAGAAAACGUCGAUCCAGCGCCAGAGCUCAUCGAUACCGCACCAGUGGAUGAUGAGCGCUCAAAGUUUCGCAUGAAAAUCUCCCUUGCUGAUGUUGAAGCAAUUUUGGAAUCGAUCAAAGAAACAAAGCGUCUUCUCAAACCCCUGGCUGCGACGAAAGAUGAGCUGCUCGAAGGAGUUCAAAAAAACGACAGAGAUUUGGACGACGACAGGAUAGAACUGCUCAAUCCAGCUAUUGUCAAACAAAUUGAAAAACUCAACUUCAAAGCAGAAUCGACUGCGGCGAGAAUAAGCACAGAACCAGGAGAUGUAGCUGUUGAAGCCAAAUUUUUAUCUAAAGCACUCGCUGCUAGAGGUGUAACUGAAUAUAAAAUCGGAAAGAUCAUGUCUAUUUUGAAACUAAACGCAAAGUUUAUUGAAACAAACGAUUCUAUUGAGAAACAGAUUCUGCGGUCGAUGGAUCAAGACGGCGACGGUGAAAUUUCGCUCGACGAGUUAGAAUUCUUCGUCACGCGCAUCAAAGAAGAAAUUUCCUCUGACAGUGCAGCAGAUUGUACAAAGCGGAACUUACAUACAGAUAUUGGACAGGCUGUAAGUGAACCUGUAGAAUCAGAGCAGAUGAUUCGUGCGACUCAUAUUCUGGACAUCUUAUCAAAACCCUCCCGAAAUCUCGAAGAAAGCUCGAGCAUACCAUCAUCAGACUCCACCCUGACGGACAGCACAAAUCCUCCCUCUGAAAAUUCUCAGAAGACAGACAACUCCCCAGAGAGCCGUCUCUAG
This is a messenger RNA of Oikopleura dioica, 2331 nucleotides long. The record is from the annotation of a GenBank genome assembly. Lineage: Eukaryota; Metazoa; Chordata; Appendicularia; Copelata; Oikopleuridae.